Messenger RNA from Eutrema salsugineum, 1338 nucleotides. RefSeq lists its product as uncharacterized. The record is from RefSeq and is a predicted model, not a curated record. The transcript has a single exon. The coding region runs from base 1 to 1338 and encodes 445 amino acids. NCBI's taxonomy places the organism in Eukaryota, Viridiplantae, Streptophyta, Magnoliopsida, Brassicales, Brassicaceae.
AUGGCUUCCUCGUCUUCCAAUAACAAUUAUGAGGAAUCUGAAAACGACCCCUUUGAUCAAUUUUUCGAGCAAGCCUAUACACAAAAUUUUGAUCAAGCUUUUAAUCAAAUUUAUGAUCAAACGUAUGAAAAUCUCUACAAUGCUUAUGUUGCUCAGCAGGAGACAAACAAUCCAAGGAAGAAAAGAGCUUAUAUUGAAAGAAAUCGGGAAGAUGGCCACAACCGGUUGUGGAAUGAUUAUUUCGCAGAAAAUGCAACAUAUACCGAUAAUCUCUUCCGCCGGCGUUUUAGAAUGAACAAGCCAUUGUUCAUGCAAAUUGUUGAGAGGCUUAGCAAUGAAAUUCCCUAUUUUCAACAGAGGAAUGAUGCUUCCGGAAGACCUGGUCUCUCAGCACUUCAGAAGUGUACAGAAGCUAUCCGUCUCUUGGCGUAUGGUACUGCUUUUGAUACGGUUGAUGAGUAUCUCCGUCUAGGUGCAACUACGGCUCGUAAAUGUUUGGAACAUUUUGUAGAAGGAGUAAUUUUUCUGUUUGGGGAUGAGUAUCUAAGACGACCCACUCCAGAAGAUCUUCGAAGACUACUUGUUGUUGGAGAGUCGAGAGGGUUUCCCGGGAUGAUAGGAAGCAUUGAUUGCAUGCAUUGGGAAUGGAAGAAUUGUCCCACGGCUUGGAAAGGACAAUAUACUCGUGGUUCUGGCAAACCCACCAUCGUUUUAGAGGCUGUAGCCUCAUAUGAUCUCUGGAUAUGGCAUGCAUUUUUCGGACCUCCAGGUACUCUAAACGAUUUAAAUGUUCUUGAACACUCACCGGUUUUUGAUGAUAUCAUCAACGGUCACGCUCCAAAAGUAAUUUUUUCUGUCAACGGAAGGGAGUACCAUAUGGCUUACUAUCUCACAGAUGGAAUUUAUCCAAACUGGGCUACAUUUAUUCAAUCCAUAAAAAUUCCCCAGGGUCAAAAAGCAAAAUGCUUUGCUACCAAUCAAGAAAGCGUUCAGAAAGAUGUGGAGUGUGCUUUUGGAGUACUGCAAGCUCGCUUUGCCAUUAUUAAAAAUCCUGCUUUUUGUUGGGAUAAAGCCAAAAUUGGAAAGAUUAUGAGAGCAUGCAUCAUUCUACACAACAUGAUAGUAGAGGAUGAACGAGAUGGAUUCACGCUACGUAAUGUCUCUGAAUUUCAACAAGGAGAUGAAAACGGAAAUGCACAAGUGGAUCAAGAUUAUUCUACAUACAUGCCUACAAAUAUUGCUAAUAUGUUCGAUGCUCGGAAUAGAAUUCGGGAUAAUCAUAUUCAUGCCCAAUUGAAAAAGGAUUUGGUUGAACACAUAUGGCAAAAAUUUGGAUAA